Dama dama (fallow deer) is the source of this 1991-nucleotide messenger RNA. RefSeq names its product SUMO-activating enzyme subunit 1-like. Gene Ontology annotation, molecular function: SUMO activating enzyme activity. Gene Ontology annotation, cellular component: SUMO activating enzyme complex; cytoplasm. Bases 91 to 1125 code for a protein of 344 amino acids. The transcript has a single exon. NCBI's taxonomy places the organism in Eukaryota, Metazoa, Chordata, Mammalia, Artiodactyla, Cervidae. The record is from RefSeq and is a predicted model, not a curated record. Gene Ontology annotation, biological process: protein sumoylation.
GGCGCGCGGCCGGCGGCGGUUGGCGGCGUGUGGGGCCGGCUGGCGGUUGCCGGGAGCCGGAGCAGGGCUCAGGCAGCUAGAGCCGGCGCCAUGGUGGAGAAGGAGGAGGCGGGCGGCGGUAUCAGCGAGGAGGAGGCGGCGCAGUAUGACCGGCAGAUCCGUCUUUGGGGAUUGGAGGCCCAGAAACGGCUGCGGGCCUCUCGGGUGCUUCUUGUCGGCAUGAAGGGACUCGGGGCUGAAAUCGCCAAGAAUCUCAUCCUGGCUGGAGUGAAAGGACUGACCAUGCUGGAUCACGAGCAGGUAUCUCCAGAAGACCCCGGAGCCCCGUUCUUGAUCCGUACUGGGUCUGUUGGCCGAAACAGGGCUGAAGCCUCUUUGGAGCGAGCACAGAAUCUCAACCCCAUGGUGGAUGUGAAGGUGGACACUGAGAAUAUAGAAAAGAAACCCGAGUCGUUUUUCGCCCAAUUUGAUGCUGUAUGUCUGACUUGCUGCUCCAGGGACGUCAUAGUGAAAGUUGACCAGAUCUGUCACAAAAAUAGCAUCAAGUUCUUUACGGGCGAUGUUUUUGGCUACCAUGGAUACACGUUUGCCAAUCUUGGAGAGCAUGAAUUUGUAGAGGAGAAAACCAAAGUUGCCAAAGUCAGUCAAGGAGUAGAAGAUGGACCUGAUACCAAGAGAGCCAAACUUGAUUCAUCUGAGACAACCAUGGUUAAGAAGAAGGUGGUCUUCUGCUCCAUCAAAGAGGUGCUGGAAGUGGACUGGAGCAGCGAUAAAGCAGCCCUGAAGCGCACAACUCCGGAUUACUUCCUCCUUCAAGUGCUCCUGAAGUUUCGCACAGAUAAAGGAAGAGAUCCUAGUUCUGAUACCUUUGGGGAAGAUUCUGAGUUAUUGCUCCAGAUACGAAACGAUGUGCUUGAUGCCCUGGGUGUCAAUCCUGACCUGCUUCCUGAAGACUUUGUCAGGUACUGCUUCUCUGAGAUGGCCCCAGUGUGUGCAGUUGUUGGAGGGAUCCUGGCCCAGGAAAUUGUGAAGGCCCUGUCUCAGAGGGACCCCCCUCACAACAACUUCUUCUUCUUCGAUGGCAUGAAGGGGAAUGGGAUUGUGGAGUGCCUGGGCCCCAAGUGAACCCGAGACUCCGCGGCCCCAGAGAUGCUGACCGCACGGUGCCCUUGUGCAAUGGAUCCCCUCCCCUCCCCCAUGAAGGCCUCUCCACGCGAGGGAAAAACCAAGUCACUGAACCAGUACCAACCAUUUCCUGCGAGCCGCGAGGCUGUGAAGCACCAGUGGCUGCUAAGCAAGGGCCUGGGUCCUGAUGGUCUCCUCCCAGCUCUCCUGCAUGGUCAGUUCCUGAAAGUCCCCAGCCAGGAACCAGCACACUUUGUUGCCUAGGAGCCUCUUGCCACCUUCUUGUCCUCAGUCCCCACCUGAUGUCACACAGCGAGGAGCGUGACUUCAGGUGGGGAAUAACUCCCGGAGCCAUGAAACCACACAGCGGAACCACAGUUUCAAGUGCAGACAGGUGCCCUUAGAGAGCCAAAAACAUGGCGGGCGGAGUGUGUGUCCACCAAAGUCUGAAGCUCUGAGAAGCAACAGGCGGCAUCGGUGUGCUGCUCUUGAGUUUAGUCUAGGAUUAGUUGAGUUUCCAGCCUGGAUUUUGAAAGAGAGGAAGUAUUACCAAAUCUUUUUGGGUAUUAGGGUGAGGCCUUGCCAGUGGAAUAUUAAUGGGAAUGCUUGUUUUAAAAGGCAGAUUCCCGGGUCCCACCCCUGGGGAGCCUGACUCUUUGGCUUUGAGGUGGGACAGGGAGCCGGCCUGUCUUCCAGCAGAGCCCCUCACAGAUGCAGGCGAUCGCGCUGCAGGCUGUCGCAUUGAAGGGCUAUGUCGGUCCUUCUUGUUACCCCCCUGAAUCGCAGCUGUUUGUGUGUUUUUUAUAUAUUCUAUGUUUCUUUGGUUCUUCAAAAAGGAAUGAUAGAAAUAAAGUUAUUUGCUUUAA